AUGUCAACGAACAUCGAUAACUCGAACGACCUUACCGUGCACCGUGUAGACAGUGCGGAGGACUUAGAACUGUGGACCCCAUCUCUUGUUCGAUUACUACAAUCAUGUGUCAACAUCGAUCCCGCCUCGUCCUCUAUCGGCUUUCGCGCACCUCUCUCUGAGGCGAAGGCUACAGAAUAUUGGCAUUCACUGUCGGCUCAGCUAUAUGGUUCCCAACCCAACACCACACUGUUUGUCCUGGGCCGUGGUUCGAACGCCAUUGGGACAAUUCAACUGGUGACUCAUGCUAAGGAAACGCACGCGCACAAGGUCGAGAUAGGCAAAUUGUUGGUCGCCGAAAGCGAUAGAGGCCGGGGAUUGGGCAGGAAGCUCAUGAACGUGGCAGAGAGUUUUGCACAAGACAACUUGGCUAAGAAUAUGGUGUUGCUAGAUACAGCAACAGAAAGCCCCGCGCGGGAGUUCUACUUGAAGCUUGGAUACACAGAAUGGGGGAUCUGUCCACAAUAUGCUGCGAGCGCUGAUGGGCAUAUACACGAAAGCUCGUUUUUCUAUAAGUAUCUUAGCAUGUAA
Messenger RNA from Colletotrichum paranaense, 570 nucleotides. RefSeq lists its product as uncharacterized. Bases 1 to 570 code for a protein of 189 amino acids. Gene Ontology annotation, molecular function: acyltransferase activity, transferring groups other than amino-acyl groups. Lineage: Eukaryota; Fungi; Ascomycota; Sordariomycetes; Glomerellales; Glomerellaceae. The record is from RefSeq and is a predicted model, not a curated record. The transcript has a single exon.